Molecule: messenger RNA, 1665 nt
Organism: Hyaloperonospora brassicae
Lineage: Eukaryota; Oomycota; Peronosporomycetes; Peronosporales; Peronosporaceae
Source: the annotation of a GenBank genome assembly
AUGGCGACGCGCAGCUCGCGGCCGUCGCGCAUCGCUCUGGACGACGUCCAGGAGCCGACACGGCCCGCCGCUGUCUCGUCUCCUACUGCAACCACUGCUGACCUGUCGCUCUCUCCGAGUACGCAGCGCAGCAGCGACUACAGCGACGACGACUCGUCCACGGCCACGCUCCUGUCCCUCACGCACUCAGUCCGGGGCGAACGUCCGCUGCCGUCGCUCCACGCGCCGCUCAUUUUCCGCGACGUGCCGUUCUCUGUGGCGUUUCUGCUCCAUCUCGUGGCGCUGCUGCUGCUCACGGACCACAUCCGCUCGGCGCACGGGCCACGGAACGACCGCCGCGACGUCGUGGGCGAACUGCUGGACGACGACCUGAGCGAGACGGCGGACGCCUUUGACGUUGUCGUGACUCUGCGCUCGCUCUGCCUGGUCAACGCGCUCUUUUCACUGGGCUGGCUGCUCGUGUUUGUCGUCGGCAGCAAGCGGCGCUUCGUGCAAGGCUCGUGUCUCUUGGCCUUCGUGGGGCUCUCGACGCUUGCCGUGUUGCUGCUGUUUCGACUGGACUCUGUCUACGCUCUUUGCUGGGGACUGCUUGUUGCUGGCACUGUGGCGCUUGACGUGGCGUGGUACGUGCGCUGCAACGGCGGGCUGGACUUUGUCGCAGUGUUCUUUGACCUCGUUGUGGACUUUUUGACGACGCAUCCGGCGCUCGGAUAUGCUACAUGCACGACACUCGGAGUCUAUACUGCGUGGGCCAUUUGGGUCUGCACGACGAUUGGGUAUGUCGAGCACGAGGCGUCGCUGUGGGGCUUUGUCAUGGCGUACCUCGCCUUUCACUUUUACUGGACGUCCAAUGUGCUGAAGAACGUUCUCACUGUGGUCGUGUCCGGCACGACCAUGAUCUGGUACUACCGAAACGAGCCAAGUGAGAUAUCGCCUGACGGACGUGAGAGCGUCACAGACAGUGACUGUCCUCGCGGCGAAACCUCUGACCACGCACAGCAAGAUGUAACGACGGACCACCUCGACCGCAAGGUCGUGCUGCACUACGCGCGAUGUGCGUUGUCAAGUUCGUUCGGCUCCAUUUGUAUCGGCUCCAUGCUGUGCCCUAUAGGUCACCUUGUGUGGAGCGCCCUACGCUGGGCCCGACGAGACGAGUCGGUUCUGUCACGAUGGUUUCUGUUGCUACGCUCGGAGCGAGUGGAGCACUUUAUCCGCACGUACCACAAGUAUUCGUUCGUGCACAUCGCGGGCUACAACAAGCCGUACUACGUGGCAGCACACGAUUCAUGGAAACUGAUCGAAUUCGACGGCGUGGAAGCAAUUGUCGAUGACGAUUUGACCAGCCGCGUCUUGUUGUUUGGUGCUAACGGCUGGGCUGGCGUCAUGAGUGCGCUGACUGCGUUGGCACUGACGGGUACUUCGACACACGCGACUUUCUGUACAAUGGUGGCAUUCGCACUGUGCUACACGACUGUUUCGUUGGCGACGCAAGUGAUUGCAGCGGUCAUCAAGACACUGUUUGUUUGCUUUGCCGAGAAUCCGGAACGGCUCAGCCAGCUGCACCCACUUAUUUACCACCGCUUUGUGCGACUCGCGGAGCUCAAGAGCUUUCACGACCACAAGGCACCAGUCGGGUAUCGUGCUUCGCCUGAUACCCAGUCGUGA